Messenger RNA from Caenorhabditis remanei, 1857 nucleotides. RefSeq lists its product as uncharacterized. Bases 1 to 1857 code for a protein of 618 amino acids. Gene Ontology annotation, biological process: protein phosphorylation; mitotic spindle organization; regulation of cytokinesis. The transcript is spliced from 9 exons. Gene Ontology annotation, molecular function: protein binding; protein kinase activity; ATP binding. Lineage: Eukaryota; Metazoa; Nematoda; Chromadorea; Rhabditida; Rhabditidae. Gene Ontology annotation, cellular component: spindle midzone; chromosome passenger complex; spindle microtubule. The record is from RefSeq and is a predicted model, not a curated record.
AUGACUGCAAAAGUGGAUUUCGAUGCGCAAAUUACAAAUGUUUGCUUCAUGAAAGAUACUCAGCUCGCUGCAACCACACUGAGCAACGGAACGUUCGAAAUACUACAUAUGGAUGGAUUGCAGAAGAAAGGCAGAUUUUCAUCGAUUGAGGACACCGUGAACACCUACGGAACGGAGACAGGGAUUAUAUCAAUUGGGGAGAGGAGUGGAAUCAACGUUGUGGAUGUAUUCGAAGCGAAAAGUCAAACUCACAAGUACAAGUUACCACCGAGUUUCUUUGUGAAAGAUUCCGCUGGAUUUUCGAAUUACCGUACAUUCUGUCUGUUGGUUCUCGAUGAAAAUGAUGACACGUCUGCUGUUCGUCUUUUCGAUCUCCGAACUUCUAUGAAACAAUCGACAAUAAUCAAGAGUUCCGAUGAGACAAUCAACUCGAUAAAAAUGACGAAGAAAGAUGAAACGUUCGCAUUAUGCACGAAGAACGGAAUAAUCCGAAUUUAUGAUGUCAGAAACUCGUCACAACCUAUUGAUGUCGCUAAGGUCGAGGACAACUUGAAUCACAUGAGUCUCGUAAACAAUAAGUUGAUUUGUUCUUCAACUACAUCUCACUUCGUAUUCAGUGUUCAGAAUGGAAUCACUUUUGAACAACGCAUUCUCACUCAACGAAAAAAAUGGAUAUACGGUUUCUUGCCAGGAACCACCGUUUGUCCAUUGUAUGCGGUGAAUGGAAGUGAAAAAUCGUCCUACGUUUACUUCACUGCAGUCGACCAACUGACCGCAAAAAAGCCAAUUGACACUUUGGUUUACAAAGCCGAAAAGCCGGUCGUCGCAGCAAAUUCAUCCGAAUACUUUCUAGCAGGUUCUGGCGGCAACUUGUGCCAGCAACUUUGUGAUUUUGAGCUGGAUCUGAGACAAGAAUAUCGAAAACUGAAGGACAUCAACCGGAAGCACAGAAAGAACUCAGCAACCGAUUUUCAAGAACAAACAAGGAAGAGAUAUGAACAGAAAGGAAUCGAGGAAGGUGAUCGAGGAAUCAUCGACAAUGAUGUCAAACUAGAUGAUAUUGUAAUCAAAGAAGAAAUCGGUUCCGGAACAUUCGGACAAGUUAGAGUCUGCGAGUCAAAAAAGACCGGACAACUGUUUGCCGUAAAGAUACUGCCAAACACAAAGGCGAUCAUCGCCGAGAAGCAUUUGUUGGAGAGAGAAAUCGCGAUUCAAGUGAAAUUGUUGCAUGAAAAUGUUGUUCAGUUAAUCACCAGCUUGGACACGCCAUCGAACUUAUACAUAAUCUUCGAGCUCAUGGAAUGUUCACUCCGGGAAAAAAUGGAGCAAGUUGAGGUUUUCAACGAAAUGACGACGUUCCUUAUAAUGGCUGACCUGUCAUGCGGAUUGGAUUUCUGUCACACGGAAAACGUAAUUCAUCGGGAUAUAAAGCCAGAAAACUGCCUUUAUGGAUCGGACGGAUUAUGGAAGCUUGGCGAUUUUGGUCUCUCAAUUUCGACAAAAGGGAUGACAAAAGUUGGCACGGAGAGUUACCAGCCACCUGAGAUUCUUGACGGCAAGACCCAUUCAUUUCCAGUUGAUAUCUGGUCUCUUGGAUGUGUCUUCUAUGAGUGCUUAGAAGCGCAAAGUCCGUUUCCACAGUGCUCUACAAAGGCGAUGAUCGAUGCUAUCAUGUCAGGGAAUCUUCGCCGUACUACUUACAUGUCUGAAGAAUCUCUAAUGUUUGCUAAAGAGAUGUUGACUGUGGAUCCCAAAAAGCGUUUGUCUGCCAUGGCGGUGUCUCGACAUCCCUGGAUGAAAAAGCAACGAAAAGAGAUCGUGGCCAUCAAGCGCAGCAAACUCCGGAACAUGCUGUAG